This is a messenger RNA of Drosophila teissieri, 9328 nucleotides long. RefSeq names its product poly(rC)-binding protein 3 (gene mub). Bases 821 to 2122 code for a protein of 433 amino acids. Gene Ontology annotation, molecular function: mRNA binding. Gene Ontology annotation, cellular component: cytoplasm; nucleus. The transcript has 10 exons. Gene Ontology annotation, biological process: regulation of gene expression; regulation of RNA metabolic process. The record is from RefSeq and is a predicted model, not a curated record. NCBI's taxonomy places the organism in Eukaryota, Metazoa, Arthropoda, Insecta, Diptera, Drosophilidae.
CUGCUUUGGCCACUCAUUCGGCGAAAAUUAAUGGUGGUGUUCGGUUCUACGUCGCGCAAGGCAGUCUCUAGAGUCUCGCAGAGCUAAGAAUACAUCUUAGAAAAUCGGCAAAAAAUAUCCAAGUUCAGCCAAGUUUGCGGUGUGUAGGCAAGUCAUCAAAAAGUAACGACCGAAAUAACGGCAGUUGUCGCAUAGCAAAUGCCAAUUGCAAAUUGCGAGUAAAAAUCGCAAAUUAAAGUGUGCGCAGGCGAAUAAAGAAACAAAGAAACACAAUUAACAAACGUGAAGUAACAAUCCGGCAAAGCGAAUAAACCCGAUAUCGAUUCCGAUCUGCAGCAGAAAAACCUUAGGCACCCAACAAAUGUACAUCUCUAAAUGCAUAAGCUAAGCAACAGUAUUUUUGCUCAACAAUAAAUAUACGAAAACAUUGAACACGUGAAUACAAGAAAUAUUUUCGUAGCCGUGAUUAUUUGUUGCAUUUGAAUGAUAACUUUGAAGAUACGAGCAGCAGAGAGAACGCAUCGAGCUUAAGCCAACAACGUAGUACGACUAGUAAAAGACACCACCAAUUUAAGUUUAUCUAGAAAAAAAAAUACGCAUACGCAAGCAAAGUAGCCAAAAUAUCUAUAUGUUUAGUACGUGUAUUGGUCAUUUAUGAUUGAUAUACUCGCAUAGCAAAGUUAUAUUUACAAAACCCACAACAUAAUCGGAAGAGGAUCCCGCAAAAGGCAAUUGCAGCGAUACAGACCGCCGAGUACGGUCAGAUCCACAUACAUUUUCAUCCAAAUCGCGUUAAGACAAAGCCGGCAAAAUAGAUACCAUGGAAGACAAUAACACGAGCAGCAGUGCGGGCGGUGCGUCCAUCAAACACGAGGAUCCUUCGGUGACACUCACAAUAAGGCUGAUUAUGCAAGGAAAGGAGGUUGGUAGUAUUAUUGGUAAAAAGGGUGAAAUUGUCAACAGAUUUCGUGAAGAGUCUGGUGCCAAAAUCAACAUUUCGGAUGGGUCAUGCCCGGAACGUAUUGUGACUGUGUCUGGUACAACUAAUGCAAUCUUUUCGGCAUUUACACUCAUUACAAAGAAGUUCGAAGAGUGGUGCUCGCAGUUCAAUGAUGUAGGCAAAGUUGGAAAAACUCAAAUACCCAUUCGAUUGAUUGUUCCCGCCAGUCAAUGUGGAUCGUUAAUUGGCAAGAGUGGUUCAAAGAUCAAGGAAAUUCGUCAGACCACGGGCUGCUCCAUCCAAGUGGCCAGUGAAAUGCUACCCAAUUCCACAGAGCGGGCGGUAACUUUGAGCGGCAGUGCCGAGCAGAUCACCCAGUGCAUCUAUCAGAUAUGUCUUGUCAUGUUGGAGUCCCCACCACGCGGUGCUACCAUCCCGUACCGACCAAAACCGCAGGUUACUGGCCCGGUCAUUCUGGCCAAUGGACAGGCUUUCACCAUCCAAGGAAACUACGCGGUGCCCACACAAGAGACCUGUCCAGUAUUUCCACUUGCCCUGGCUACCGGCGGCCUACAUGCUGGUAUCUCAGGCUUGGCGGAUCCUUUAUUAAAGGGGGCACAUUUACAAGGAGCGAUACCAGCACACCACCAUCACCUACAGCAAAUGCCCGAUGUGGCCAAGAACCCGCUGGCCAGUCUGGCCGCCUUGGGCCUGGCUGGGAUGAAUCCGGCCAGCACUGGGGGCAUCAACCACACAGGUGAGUUGAGCGCUUCUGCGGCCAGAUGCCAGACAGAUUUCCAAUCUAAUCUAGGCUCUGCCCCAGCAGCCUUGGCUGCACUGGCCGGGUCGCAACUGCGUACAGCGAAUCCCGCGAACCGAGCCCAGCAGCAGCAGCACGAGAUGACCGUCUCAAACGACCUGAUUGGCUGCAUCAUCGGCAAGGGGGGCACCAAGAUCGCCGAGAUUCGCCAAAUAUCCGGCGCUAUGAUCCGGAUCUCCAACUGCGAGGAGCGCGAGGGCGGCAAUACCGACCGCACCAUCACCAUCAGCGGCAAUCCGGACUCGGUGGCCCUGGCCCAAUACUUAAUCAAUAUGAGAAUAUCAAUGGAGACUGCUGGUCUGCCGAUACCUGGCUAUCACUAUAUUGCGCCCAGUGCAAUUGUUAAAACACCCAUUCACUAAAUGCAACAAUCAACCGCAAGCUAAGCAACAGCCACAGCAUCAACCCGAAGCCGGGGGAGGACACCGGAGGAGCAGGAACAGGAGAAGGAAAAGGAGCAGCAGUAACAUGAACUUCAAAUGUUAAUUCAUAAGCAAUAUAACUGAAUCGGAAAAUGAAGGAGAACUUAGCUCAUCCAUUUGACACUGUCGGCAAUCACACAUUGAAUACAUUACUGAAUACACUCAUACCCACGGACACACUCACAGACAGACUCGAAGAGAAGCAUACAUACACGUUAUAUUUAUUCAUUGAUUCGUAUUAAUUAAAAUACUUUCAUUAAGUUUUAAAUGCAAGGGCAAACAAAUACAAGAACUUUUAUGUUAAACCGUUUUCAAGGGGCCCAUUGGAUAACGUGGGGCCACCCGAAGUAAGAACAGAACAGCAAUUAAUUGUAAGAUUAGUCAAAAUGAAGACAAAAUAAAAAUUAUAAGAAUCAAUUAACCACAUAAACAUACAAUAAUACGAAAAGGCAGAAUGCAGUUAAUUUGUGCACGAGCAUGACCAAAAAGGAGCAACAAACACGAAGAAACAAAAUGUUUAAGCACUAAAAGAACCGAUAUGAAUGAGACAUUGAACAGACAAGCAAACAAACUAAGCAAGCAAAGACAGACCGACGAUCACAAACAGGACAUAUAUUAUAUUUACUGCAAAUUGCAUCUAGCUUGACGUUUGCGUUUGUUUAUAUGUAUACAUAUAUAUUAUAUAUAGACACGGAGAUGUAUUGAUAUGAUAAUUUUUAUUUUAUUAUUUCUAUUAUGGUUAUUGUUAUCGAAAUUGUAUUUGUGAUUUUUGAAUAUGUUUAGACUGAUGUGCAAAAUUGAUUCUGUUUAUUAAUUACAAGUAAACUACACAUAAACAAUUAUGGAUUAAUUACUAGAUAUCUCUCUCCUUCGUUCUAUAUUCUAAUCAAAUUACUCAUUUAUUCAAAAUUAGACUUAAUUUGUUGGCAGCAACAAACUUGAUAAUCGAAAAUAUAACUAGCAAAAGGGAUUUAUAAUUGAAUUUCUUUUCAAAACGUUGUAGUUUCUUUUGAUUGGUUUCUAGUGAAAAUGCCUGCUAUGGUAACCACAUUAAAUCCACUUACAAAUUAGCGAAAACAAUUCGAGUUACAAUAAUAUUUUUUAAGCAUUUUUGCGGCGAUUAAAAAGACUUUCUAAAGCGUUGAAAAAACGAGAAAUGGAUUUAUAUAUUAUAUUACAAUUAUGCUUAAAUUAAAGUAUAAUUUAAAUUUAUUAGCUGUUAAAUUUAUACGCAAACCGAAACUUAAAAAACAAAACAAAAUAGAACCACAACAAAAGAGAACAUCAAAAAUAAAUUGAUUUUCAAUGUUACAAUAAAAUUAAUUUUAUUCUAAUUUAGUUUAUAGGCUGGGCAGUAAAAACCAAAAAAUCUACAAAAACACAAGAGUGGUAAUUACUUUAAGACACACUAAAACGUUUAGUUACUUAUACACACUAAUUCACAAGCCUCUGAAUAUGGGCUAAACGGUUAAGAAAGCCGAAGGUAAAAGCGACAAAAUCAGUUUGCAAAUGGUGAAAUGUGUCAAAUUUUAUUAUACAAAUUAAUUAUUUAGUAAGAGGAAUUAUCAAAGCAUUAAAGAAAACAAAAAACAUAUCCACUGCAAACGAAAACCAAUCUAACCACAACUUAUAAUAUUAACCAACACAAAAUACAGAAAGAUCACAUUAUAAAACCGAUAAAUGCAUACAUAUAAAGGCAAACAUAUCCCAGAGAACGCAAAGGAUGAAUCUUUAUAAAUGACUAUGAUUUUAACUUUCCAAAGUUGUAUGUUUUAACGUGAGGAAUUGACUAAAAAACCACUUAAAAGUGAUUUCCCCUGAACAACUUUUCUUGUCAGCAUUCAAAAUUGAACUUAAGUUCGUCAGUCAUUCACAUUUUUACAUCUUCCGCUCACACAAGAAAGACAAACUUAUGAACAACAAAACUUGAUUACAGGAAAUUGUUAAUAGCGUAAAGUGUAAAAGUAUAAAUAAAUGACCAUAUAAACAAUAGGACGAGCCUAGCCCAAGCCCUAGCUCCUCUUUUUGAAAGACCGAUGAUCUUUUGAGGAUCAAGUAUCAGGCAUUCGGUGAAUAAAUGAUAUCAUAGGCGAAACUAUUUCGUGAUUUUAGUGACAAAUAUAUUUCGCUGACGACAAACAAUUUGAAGCAAUCAUUUUGAAAUCAAGAAAUUCGGUUCCCAACUAAAGGUGAACCGAAAGAAAAAGAAAAUAUUGAGAAACAGAAAUGGUAAAUCAUUCAAGAAACCGUAUAUCUAUAUAUAAAUAAAUUAUAUAUAUAUAUAUAUAAAUAUACAUAAAUUAAAUAUAUACUUAUUAUGUACACUUGUAUUUAAAUGUAUUUGAAAUAUUUAGUAAAUUUUUUGCGCAAGUUACACAGAAAAAACUAACAAAAAUACUAAAAAAAAAGGUGAGGGCGACUACGGAGAUAGACGGGUCAACAGUGGCUAACUGGGAUUAUUUGUAAAAUAAACUUAAUGAAAGGGAUAAAUAAUUUAUGUGUAUGUGUGUAUAAGAGGAGUAGCUCAAAAGAUUUCACAAACGAUUUUUACUAAAUAUGCGUGUAAUUAAUGUAAUUAUUAACGACAUUUUGUUGAUAACUUGUAAAUUUGCAAAGGAAAAAUACGUGUAAGAAAAGCAAUUUUAAUGGUGCCUUAAAAACCAACCAAGCAAAUUUCUUCUAGCCUGCCUUGCCUGCCCCCCCUCAGCGAACUUAACUUAACUGGAUGGCAUGUGAGUUUUCCACUCCUUUCUCCCAAUUUUCUCGGUACUUCCCAAGAGCUCUAGUCCUUGAUCGAUCGGAUCAGAUCGGGUCAGAUCAAUUGGGACAGCCCGCCGAUAUCGUGCGAUAUGCUUAGUAAAAGCCGUGUUAUCGUUUCGACAUAAGAACUUAUCCCUUUUAGCGACACAUGGUGACCCACCAUUGCUCAAAGCUAUCCGAGUCUGUGCGCAGUUGCCCGUUACACAUCAAUCCGAAUGCGAAUUUAAGUCCGAGUUCCACUUGGAUUCGGUUGAGAAGCGAACUUAUCUGCAAGUGCACGUAGUGGAUUACGAUUAGGACACUGAGGCCCAAGAGAAUAUUAAUUACUAGUUCGAACAGAUGAUUACCCAGAACACAAGCAAACAAGAACAUAUUAUUAAACUUAUAUACAUAUACAGCAAACACAUAUAAAUGUUUCUCUCAGUGUAAUUACAAACCACUUGAAUGUAUUUGCUCACAUUUUUACAAUACAUGUCGAAGAACUCUACACAAUAAGCAACAAACGUAAAAGCAUUUAAGGCACUUGAUCGGGCGAAUGAAUGAUGGAUCGUUAGAUGGAUGCAAGGUCAUUGUUAAAUAAAACACAACUGUAGAAGAGUAUAAAAAGCAGUAUAAAGGAAAACCAAUCCGAAAAACAUAUUUAUAUACAAAUAAAAAGCAAAAAUGAAGCUUAACAUUAAGGUAUUUUAGAUAUUCUUAUUUAAUAUCCAGAAAAAAGACAAGAAAUUAUACGAGCAGAGUUUUAAUUUGGGCGCAGAGGUAUUAAGAGAGAAAUGGAAGAUCGGGUCUAAUUAAUUAACAAAUAUACGUGUAUUUAACUAACUAAAUAUCGGUGUUAGAAUUGUUAAGGAACUCGGAUAGGAUCUGAGAGAGGACGCUGCGCAAGGAACAGGGAAGUGUAGGGUCUGCCCUACCAAUUAUUCCCGCAGAAGAAAGCUACCAAUCCUGUUAUUCGAUUCUGUUACUUACAUACGAGUAUCCAGUUUAGUUGCCACCUUAUCGCGUGUGAGCGGCAUACACAAAGACAGAUGGGAAAAUAUAACUACGUGUAUUCCAAUUCAUCAAAGCAAUUGAAGAAUUAAUAGAACACCUAGGCAAGUAUAGCGCUACGGCCACUUGUCACUAGAAAUAUACGAAACAUCUAAGGUUUCUCAGCAUAACAAAGUGAAUCAAAGCAAAAACAAAUAUCGUUCAUAAUAUAUUAAAGCCCUAUGUACGUAGAGUCACAACUUAACACAUGCAUGCAUACACAUAGACAGAGCCCAGUAGCUUCUUCAGACAAUAUAGGUAUUUACCCGUAUCCCUGGGUAUGGGGUAUUGGAAUCGGAUAGAAAUACUUCAACUUCAGAGUGUGUUUUCAAUGAAGCAAGCAUAUGUUUAUACAUAUGUGUGUGUUUGUUUAUGUGUAACAAUAAAGUUGAAGAUCCCAAUCCAUAUAUGGGAACCGAAAACCAAGAAGAUCACUGCAUUUCCUUGUUAAUCAGCAUGUGGAUUAUGGACGGACAAACUAUUUGCCGCCAUGUCGUACUCUCUCACUCUCACCUUUGGAGAAGACGAAUAGAAUGAAUAAGCAGCAUAAAAUUGAUAAAACUGAACAAUUGGGAUCAACUUAUAUUUUAAAUAUAAGAUUAAAAUGUAAAAACAAACCUAGGCAAGCCCUUAAUUAAGCCCCGGAGUUUGUAAAAGUUACGUAAAUCUAGCACGUCUAAUACGUAGAGGAGAAUCACACAAUUUGUGCCAAAACAAUGAAAACAAUGAGAAGACGAAUAGACACCAACAUGAACUGGCCAAAAGCGCAACAGCAGCCACAAACAAGAACACAAAGUAAAUGUAAUUCUUUGCUUUUUCGGGGAACAACACAGAGGAAUUAUACGAAUUUCAAUGGAUUCACAGUCGACAAAAAGCUACUCACAAAAGUAUUUAAAUGUUCACAUUUGCUCAAUGCAAAGCACUUAAAGGAGCUUAUUUAACAAAAACCGAAACCAACCCGAAACCGAAAAAAAAACUAACUCAUAUAGAUGUGCGUAAACAUUUUCACAUAAUUAACAUUCAAUCUGGCUGUACUCGCAGUUUUAUUGCUAGAAGGUGCCAAAGAUCCCAGAUGAACCAAAGCUAAGUUGGACGGCAGUUCAUUCCCCAUUGGUUUCGUUGUGUACUUUUGGGCGAAACUUUUAGGCGUUAAGACUUGCGUUGCAUUUCGGUUAACCCUGAGAUUUUGUUGCUUUUCUGCAGACUCAAGAUGAAGGGGCAAAAGGCAACACAGUCGCACCUUAAGUAAAUUACCAAAGAAAUGGGUAAAUUAAAAGUAAACAAAGCUAAAACUAACUAGACAUAUUUACAAGUUGAAAAAAACUGCAAGGCAAUCAUAUAACUAGAGCUUCAAUAAUAAAAAAGGACAAAAGUCAUGACGGGGAGUAAAUAUGGCUAGGAAUCCAGUUGAAAAUGCCUAGAGAGUGUUUUGGAUAAAUAUAUAUUUGAGCAAUACUCACAAAUGAAUUAAGCUAUUUGCGUUGUUAUUGUGGUUAAAGCAAAGUAAAAAUGGAGAAGGAUUAAAGAACAAAACCAAAAGUUAGUGCCAAUUUUUAGUGCAAAUUUUUGCGUAUUUGUUUUUAUUUCAACGUUAUUUACGAUACUCCAAAAUAAAAAGAAGUAAAUGCAAACUAACAGUUGGUUUCAGAACCACCAAUUUUUGGGAAACUUUCAUGUCACAGACACCGCGGACCUAAAAAGGCCUAAGAAGGAGUAACGUAAGAUAAAAGAAAACCAACAAGUAGCACCAGCACCGCAUAGUUUUCGAUCUGAACCAAAGUGUGUAGUGUAGUGUAGAGGCUAGCCAACCCACAUACGUUUAGAUACACAACAUCGUCACCACUCUUUUGCACCCAUAGGUUCCAGUGUGCACUAUGAAAGCAUCAGCAGAACAGGAUCUCUUGCGUUACAGUACACUUAAACCAAAACUAUGGAACAUACAUAUAUACGUCUGUAAGGAGAACCGAUGCAAUGCUAGAACGGCUAACUCAGAUAUAGAAUAAAAUUUAUCCAUAAGUGAAAUUAAUAUUGUUUAUCUGUGUACAACAAUAAUAUUUAAAUAAUUCUUAAAUGUGUAUUUCGACUCUAAAGAAAACAAGCCAAACCGAGCAACACUCAACUGAACUCAUUGAAACACGGCUAUAUUGGAGUGACCUGGGGCAGAUUCCAUCAGAAUCGAAACCCUACAAUCAGUGAUUGAUUGGUUGAUUCUAUUUCAGACCCGGACAGCCCUAUAGACGGUGCUCUUCACUUUCAUGUAAUCUACAAAGCCCGAAAACACAGAACUUAAUCACAAUAUAAAAUUCUUAAAUAAUGGCGAAAUGUACAAGAAAACGGAAUAGCGAGUUAAAAUAAACAAUGCAAAGUAAUGUGAAACAAAACUCGAAAGGCAAACAUUAUUUACAACAUAUUUACAAUUCUAUAAAUUAAAUUUAAAAGUAUUUACAUAUAUACCAAAAACAAACUCAAUGUGUAAGUACGUGCGACCCCACAAAGAGUGCAAGCGAACGCAAAGAGGACACGGUCUCAAACACACACACACACAUCUACACCACUCACGCAUAGGCAGGCAUCGCCAUCACGGUGUAACGGUACAGGACGAGCAAGCAGAAGAGGGCCACUCUGGGACUGCCUUCUCUGAUUACUCCCACACUCACAUACUCUACAAAAACAUCAGAGACAUAAAUGUGCAAUACGACAGAUUCGAACACACAGUCACACGCAAAGUUAAGUGCAUUAUAAUUGAAUUUAUAGAGCUAAACGAAGCUAUUAAGUGGAAUUAUUUAAGCUGAUUAACUGAUUAUGAUUAUUAUUAACGAUGCAUACGCAUUUACUCACAACUCAUAUAUACACCUACAUAUAAAUAUAUAUACAUAUAUAUAUAUACAUGGCAUAUAUCGCUGAAGUAUAUUUUCGUUGAUUAAACAAUCCAUAUAGGCAAAUAAUUUUUAAGUUAUCAUACGCCACAUCAUAUCGAACAAAAAUAUUACUGAAGUUUACCCAACCAAAAGAAAUUGUAGGAAAUCAAGCGAUUUUUGAAAGCUACGUAAAUGUGUUGCGUUCUUUGAAUAAAUGUUUUUGAGUCAAAUUUUUACUUAAAAAACAAAUAAACACUUAAAAAGUAACAUAUUAAUAGAAAGCAAAACACGCAGGCAUAAACAUAAGAACGUUAAGCUAUAUACAUACUUACAGAGUAUCUGUGUAAAAAUCGUGCAGUAUCGCAGAAAAUUUGAUCCUGGAAAUGUACCAACUGUGUAAGGACAAACAAGAUCUUGAGAACAGACACAACAAAAAGAAUUUAACACAAUUUUUGAAUUCAUUAAAUAAAGGUAUGUGUUUAGAUAUAUUCAAAACAAA